Molecule: messenger RNA, 1752 nt
Organism: Rhinocladiella mackenziei CBS 650.93
Lineage: Eukaryota; Fungi; Ascomycota; Eurotiomycetes; Chaetothyriales; Herpotrichiellaceae
Exons: 9
Coding region: 1-1752 (583 amino acids)
Biological process (GO): transmembrane transport
Molecular function (GO): transmembrane transporter activity
Source: RefSeq, a predicted model, not a curated record
AUGUCGGACAUCUUGCAUCUUGAAGAACACCAGUCGACAGGGCAGCUUCCACGAAAGGUGUGGACUGUCACACUCACCCUUGCGGUAAUCGCGCUUUCGGGCAGCUAUGUUAUUUCCUUAGCCAUCUAUCUGACGGCCGUGACCAUCAUCGCCAACAUCGAUGCAAGCGUCGGCCCUAGUACCGCAUAUACCUGGAUAGCUUCUGCAUACACCGUGUCCUAUGCAGUUGCUUCGGUUCUCUUUGGCUCACUCGCCGAUUCAUUCGGUCGAAGAUGGUUCUCCAUCUCAGCGGGAGUCUGUGUGGGUCUAGGAAGUCUUAUCGCAGCACUGGCACAGAAUGUGGGAACAGUCAUCGCUGGCAUGGCCAUCAUGGGGAUCGGAGGAGCUGGGGGCAUCCAAUGUAUCUCCGCUGUCUCCGAGAUCAUACCUACAAAGUCCAGGGGCCCGAUCGUGGGAAUCAUUGAGAUUCCAUUUGUCGUGUUCACCAUCGCAGGCUCCUACUUUGCUCAUCGGAUGGCUGUCGACACUGGCCCCGGUUGGCGUUCCGUUUAUUGGAUUGGAGUGGCCUCAGGUUUCUUCUUCAGCAUCCUCACCUUGAUCUUCUACAAGCCUCUACCCCCUCUUGCGACUCUCGAGCAGACAACGGCACAGAUAUUGAGUGAUUUCGACUAUUUGGGCUUUGUCGGCCUUACCGCAGCCGUCACGUUGAUUCUCAUGGGAAUCAUCUGGGAACCCGCACACGGAUCGACAAGUCCUCAUUUCCUGGCGCCACUUCUCAUUGGCUUCGCGCUGCUGGUGGCCACAGGAGUUUUUGAGACGUAUUAUGCGAAAAAGCCGGUUCUGCACCCAAAGCUGUGGAGACGUUUUCGGACCUUUUCCCUGCAGUGUAUUGUCAUCUUUGUCAGCGGGAUGCUCUUUUAUGCGUUGCAAGCAUUAUACCCACAGUACAUGACGUACUGCUUCGACGGCGACAAUCCGAUCCAAGUCGGCAGAGACGGUUUUCCACUAGGUGUCAGCACCGCGGGUGGGGUCACGGCCGGUCUCGUCCUGCCAUAUCUUUCGCGUUACAUCGGCACAAACUGGGUGUUGGUGUUGGGUAUGGUGGAAUGCACCGUGUUUAUUGCUCUUCUCGCACUGGUUGAACCAAAUGGGAAACCGAUGGCCAAGGGGUUCGCUUCAGCUGCAACAUUUGGCAUUGGCUGGACGAAUCUUCUAAGUAUUCCACUUAUUCAACUCUGCUCUCCCGAUGAGUGGAUUGGAUUCGCGACGGGUCUCAGAACACUCAUGAGCCUCGGAGGUGGAUCCGUCUCUACGUCCAUCUACUCCACCAUUUUCGCUGGGAGAAGCCAGGCAUUUGUUCCGCAAAUGGUCUCCGAGGCUGCGACAGCUGCUGGACUACCUAAGAGUUCAGUGGCCGCGCUUCUCGGAGUCUUGACUGGGACGACUCCGACCGUGUCGCCAACCUCGAUUCCCGGGGUCACUCCACGUAUCCUUGAAAUUUCGACUCUGGCUCUGCGAAAGGCCUACCUUAGGGCUUUCAAGUAUGUGUGGUAUUCGAGCAUUCCGUUUGGGGUCAUCGCAACCGCUGCAGCUGCUUGGACAAAAGAUCUCUACCCGGUCAUGACAAUGAAAGUUGCUCAAAGGCUCAAGGACGACAAGCAGCAGGACGCGGUAUCGGAUGACCUGGAGGUGGAUUCUCAAUCCGAGCUUCCCACAAUAAAGCCGGAUGCUGCGAAAGUGGAUAUGGAGUGA